AUGUCUUCCGUUGCUGUCAAGGCCCUUGUAGCCGUUGUGGCUGGCGCGACUUCUGUUGCUGCUCACGGGCACGUCACCGGUAUCAACGUGGCUGGCACCUGGUACGAGGGCUAUGACCCAACCUCGUUCCCUUACAUGUCCGACCCUCCGACUGUUGUGGGCUGGACUGCAUCCGACACCGACAAUGGAUACGUAGCCCCCGACGCCUACGCAUCAGGAGAUAUCAUCUGCCACAAGUCUGCCACCAACGCCAAGGGUUACGCAACCGCCAAGGCUGGCGACACCAUCGAGGUGUACUGGAACACCUGGCCUUCCUCCCACAAGGGCCCGGUUAUCGAUUACCUCGCCAAGUGUGCGGACGACGACUGCGUGACAGCAGACAAGACAGCCCUGGAGUUCUUCAAGAUCGACGCAGUCGGCCUGGUCGACGCUUCGGCAUCCACCUGGGGCACGGAUCAACUGAUCUCAAACAACAACUCGUGGAUCGUCCAGAUCCCAUCCACCCUUGCGGCUGGCAACUACGUCCUGCGCCACGAGAUCAUUGCUCUGCACUCGGCCGAGAAUUCCGACGGUGCCCAGAACUACCCCCAGUGCUUCAACCUCGCCGUCACCGGCACCGGCUCCCUUCAGCCCUCUGGGACACUGGGCGAGGCGCUCUACAAGGAGAGCGAUGCUGGCAUCUUGGUCAACAUCUACAACUCCCUCUCGACCUAUGACAUCCCUGGCCCCACGCAGAUUGCUGCCGGUACCAACUUGGCCCAGUCCGCUGUCCCCAUCACCGCUAGCGCGAGCGCUGUCACUGACCCCGCUGGUGCUACUGGAGCUGCUGCGGCAACCUCAUCAGCUGCUCAGACCACGGCGACUGGUCAGGCCGGUGCUUCCGGUGCUGCGUCUCAGGCGCCUUCCGCCCCGGUCGCAACCGGCUCAGCUGCCGCCGUUCAGACAAGCUCGGCCGCUCCUGCCGCCACGUCUGCCGCCAAGUCCUGCAAGAAGCGCCGUCACGCCCGCGACGUCUCCAAGCACUGA
Molecule: messenger RNA, 1026 nt
Organism: Diaporthe amygdali
Lineage: Eukaryota; Fungi; Ascomycota; Sordariomycetes; Diaporthales; Diaporthaceae
Product: glycoside hydrolase family 61 protein
Exons: 3
Coding region: 1-1026 (341 amino acids)
Source: RefSeq, a predicted model, not a curated record